Messenger RNA from Trichoderma virens Gv29-8, 1473 nucleotides. RefSeq lists its product as uncharacterized. Gene Ontology annotation, molecular function: transmembrane transporter activity. Gene Ontology annotation, biological process: transmembrane transport. Lineage: Eukaryota; Fungi; Ascomycota; Sordariomycetes; Hypocreales; Hypocreaceae. Gene Ontology annotation, cellular component: membrane. The transcript is spliced from 2 exons. The record is from RefSeq and is a predicted model, not a curated record. The coding region runs from base 1 to 1473 and encodes 490 amino acids.
AUGACUUCAGAAACAGCUGACGAGAGGUUCGACGACGACAAGAAGGGACCGUCUUCCAGCGAUGACUUCCCUCAUGAUGUCGACGAGACAGCUUCAUCCAUUCCGUUGCUCGACCCCCAUGCCGAGAAGCGUCUGCUGCUCAAGCUGGACACUUACUUCGUCCCCAUCAUCAUGCUUGUCUACCUGACUUGUUUCCUCGAUCGAAGCAGCAUUGGCAACGUCAAGGUUGCGGGCAUGCCCAAAGAUAUCGGCGCCAGCCCAAAACAAUUCUCGACAGCCGUUUCCAUCUUCUAUGCGACCUAUGUGGUGUUUGAGCCUCCAUGGGCCAUCUUGAUGAAAUGGGUCACUCCGCGCAUUUUGCUCACGGGUCUUUGCACUGUAUGGUCCCUGACGACUAUUUUCUCGGGCUUCAUCCACAACGUAUCUGGCCUGUAUGCGGUGCGACUCAUUCUCGGUGCCUGCGAGGCCGGACUCUUCCCUGCGCUGAACCUGUACCUCACAAUGGUGUACAAGCGCCACGAGCAAGGAAUAAGGGUGUCAUAUCUGUUUGUGUGCACGGCGAUUUCGGGUGCCUUUGGAGGAUUGCUUGCGUUUUGCAUUCUCAAGAUGGACGGCGUUGCGGGUUAUGCGGGCUGGAGAUGGGUGUAUAUCAUCGAAGGUAUCUUCAGCUUCAUUGUUGCGCCGAUUAUCUGGUUCGGAUUACCGAAUGAUCCCUCCAAUGCCUAUUUCCUCAACGAAGAAGAGAAGGCUAUGAUGAAGGUCCGUGAGGCACAGCGGGCGCAAUAUAUGGGCAGUGAGGAGUUUAGCUGGGAGGAGAUUCGUAUUAGUCUCAAGGACCCGAAGCUGUAUCUCAGCGCCGCCAUUCAGUUCUGUCAGGAUAUUCUCCUGUACGGCUUCAGCACAUUCCUACCUUCUAUCAUCGUCAGCAUGGGGUACUCUUCAAUCCAGGCCCAAUACCUCAGCAUUCCGGUAUUCUUGUUCGGCGGCUUGUGCUUCAUCGCCUUUGCAUAUAUCUCAGAUCGAACUUGUAUUCGAGGGCCAAUGCUCUUCCUCGCCAAUAUUCCGGGCAUCAUCGGCUACAUACUCAUCCUCUGCCCUACAAGCAACCCCGUCAAGUUCUUUGGCACGUUUCUCUGCGCCGUUGCUGUUUACAACGGCCCUGGAUUGAACCUGACAUGGCUCAACGUCAAUGUUGCGCCGCAUUACCGCCGUGCUACGUCAAUCGGAGUGCAGCAAGGUCUUGCAAACACGGCCGGCAUCGUUGCGGGACAGAUUUACCGGACGGCGCCGUUCGUCCUGGGAAAUAGCUUCUCUGUUGGUGCGUUGGGAGUUGCUCAACUGCUUAUCAUUACCAAGUGGUUCUACGUCCGAUACCGCAACAAUCAGAAGGAGAAGAUUGCCAGCGGACAGAUAGAAGACACACGAAAGGUUCAGACUGGCGACCGGGCUGUGGAUUUCAAGUAUCAUCUCUGA